Molecule: messenger RNA, 395 nt
Organism: Pieris rapae (cabbage white)
Lineage: Eukaryota; Metazoa; Arthropoda; Insecta; Lepidoptera; Pieridae
Exons: 2
Coding region: 20-340 (106 amino acids)
Source: RefSeq, a predicted model, not a curated record
ACGUUGUUGUGUAGACAACAUGAAAGUCUUUGUACUCUUUGUUGCUUUUGUCAUAGCGUCAGAAGCUCUACCUUCCAUGGGUCCGUUGGGCAUGGGCCUGGAUGCUUUUGAUGGAGGUCUGGGUCCUCUAGAAGACAUCGGAGAUGGAUUCGGCUCUGAAUUAGAUGAUAUCAUACAAUCAACUAUUGCUAUGGGUUUAAAUGGAGCUGGUGCCAUGAAUGCUGGACUGACUGCGGCCCAAAAUGGUUUGGGAUAUGCUUUGAAUGGCGGCGUAAAUGGUCUUCUUGGUGGGGUGGCGUUGGGAGCUUUGGGAGCCAGAACGGGACUUCAAGAUAUAUAAAACUGUGUUACCUGCUGUCUAGUGUUUCUAAGAUUAUUAAAUUAGAUUAUGAAUA